UGUAAAAGCUUUUGAUGGAUGAUUGCUCUGUGUGUGUGUGAGAUAGAGGGAGUGAGGGAGUCCCCCCCUUUCCUUUUUUUUUCUCUAGUGGCUCACUGUUCAGUGCACAAUGACUCAAUGAAAAGUGGAGGGGAGAGGCAAACACACUGUACGGCUGCACGAGAGAGAGAGAGAGAGAGCAGAGAACACAGGAGAGUAGAAGAAGAGACGCCAAUUGGAAGGAGCUCUAAAGCCGGGGACAAGAAGAAGAAGAAGACGAUAUACUUGUCUCCCUCCCACCCCCCCCGUCUGUCUUUCUCUCUCUGAAAGGCCACUUUGGCAUCAAGUGGCAGCCGUUCAGUCCGAGCUAAACUUCACCUGACUGUGCUGCUGCUUGUCUCAGCCUCUCUCAAGCAUUUUACUCAUUGUACUUUAAGCAUUUUCGUCCACUUUAGGAGGGGGUUGUACUCCUGGUGGUGCCGGUGGUCAGUCAUCCCUGGGAGAAGGAUGGUAAAGGAGGGGAUAGGAUCUGUCGGCUGCUUUCUGCAGCGUGCUGGAGUGCCGCAGGAGAGCAGGAUGCCUCCCGGGAGAAGCAGGGAUGGAGCUGGGUCAGGAGGCUGCGGGACGGCAGCGUUGGCAGCGGCCCCGGGUCGGGCUCUUCGGUCUGGGCUGCGGACGACGCUGGCGUGGGGCGUCCUGGCGCUGGUGGCAGGAUGGGGAGGCGUGGAGGCUUGCCCAACUCCCUGCAGCUGCUUGGGGAACACGGUGGACUGCCAUGGCCUGGGGAUCCACUCCGUACCCAGAAACAUCCCCAGAGGGACCGAGAGGCUUGAUCUGAAUGGAAACAACCUGACCAUCGUCACCAAGACAGACUUCUCUGGUCUCAAACACCUCCGAGUCCUUCAUCUGAUGGAGAACCAGAUCAGUAUCGUUGAGAGAGGCGCUUUCGAUGAACUGAAGGAACUGGAGAGACUUCGCCUCAACAAGAACCAUCUCAGCCAACUUCCAGAGCUGCUGUUUCAGAAGAAUGAAGGCCUGUCUCGACUGGACCUGAGUGAAAAUAGCAUCCAGGCCAUCCCAAGGAGGGCCUUCAGAGGAGCCACGGAUCUCAAAAACCUUCAGCUGGAUAAAAACCACAUCAGCUGUAUCGAGGAGGGGGCGUUUAGAGCUCUGCGAUCUCUGGAAGUACUCACUCUGAACAACAACAACAUCAGCAGUAUUCCAGUCUCCAGUUUCAACCACAUGCCGAAGCUCCGCACUUUUCGUCUCCACUCCAACUCCCUGCGUUGUGACUGUCACCUGGCCUGGUUGUCUCCAUGGCUACGGCAGAGGGGGGCUUUAGGCCUCUACACUCAGUGCAGCUCUCCUCCCACGCUCAGGGGCCUCAACCUCGCCGAGCUGCGCAAGAGCGACUUCGCCUGCUCAGGCCAGGGCGGCAGUGCCUUCGUUCAGCCGUGCAGCCUGGCGUCCGGCUCCUGUCCUCCGAUGUGUUCCUGCAGCAACAACAUCGUAGACUGUCGAGGGAGGGGCCUCACUGCCAUCCCUGCCCACCUGCCUGAGGCCAUGACUGAGAUACGUUUAGAGCAGAAUGGCAUCAAGUCGGUUCCUCCGGGCGCCUUCACCUCCUACAAGAAGCUUCGUCGAAUAGACCUGAGCAACAACCAGAUAUCUGAGAUCGCUCCUGAUGCUUUCCACGGCCUCCGCGCUCUCAACUCCCUGGUUCUGUAUGGAAAUAAGAUCACUGAGCUGCCCAGCGGAGUGUUUGAUGGCCUGGCCUCUCUGGAGCUGCUGUUGCUGAAUGCCAAUAAGAUCCACUGCAUCAGAGCCUCGGUGUUCAAAGAUCUGGAGAACUUGGCUCUGCUGUCGCUGUACGACAACAAAAUCCAGAGUCUGGCAAAAGGCACCUUCGGCUCGCUGCGCAGCAUCCAGACACUCCACCUGGCCCAGAACCCAUUCGUGUGUGACUGUAAUGUGAAGUGGCUGGCCGACUUCCUGCGUUCAAACCCCAUAGAGACCAGCGGAGCGCGCUGCGCCAGCCCUCGCCGCCUCGCCAACAAACGCAUCGCACAGAUCAAGAGCAGCAAGUUCCGCUGCUCCGCCAAGGAGCAGUACCACAUCCCAGGUACUGAAGACAGGCGUCUGAGCUAUGAGUGUAACAGUAAGCCGGUGUGUCCUGCUAAGUGUCGAUGUGAGGCAAACGUGGUCGACUGCUCCAACCUCCGCCUCACCAAGUUCCCUGAACACCUGCCCUCCUCCACUGAAGAGCUGCGCCUCAACAACAACGACCUCUCCGUGCUGGAGGCCACCGGGGCCUUCAAGGGCCUGUCGCAGUUAAAGAAAAUUAACUUGAGCAACAACAAAAUCUCAGAGAUUGAGGACGGGGCGUUUGAAGGUGGGUCCGCGGUGGUGGAGCUUCACCUGACAGCCAAUCACCUGGAGUCUGUGAGAGGAAGCAUGUUUAAAGGCAUGGAGGGACUGCGCAUGCUGAUGCUGAGGAACAAUAAGAUCAGCUGUAUCCAUAACGGCAGCUUCACAGGGCUGAGUAACGUCAGGCUGCUCUCCCUCUACGACAACCAGCUGAGCACCAUCCUGCCUGGAGCCUUUGACACCCUGCCCAACCUGUCCACGCUGAAUCUUCUGGCCAAUCCUUUUAACUGUGACUGCCGUCUGUCCUGGUUCGGGGCGUGGCUUCGGAGCCGACGAAUCGUGACUGGGAAUCCUCGCUGCCAGAGUCCCGCCUUCCUCCGAGAGAUCCCCCUGCAGGACGUAGCCGUGCCUGACUUCCGCUGCGAGGAUGGCUCGAUUCCGGUGGACAGCAGCUGUGCCCCGGGGCCACAGUGUCCCAGCCAGUGUACCUGUAUGGACACAGUGGUCCGCUGCAGCAACAAACACCUGCAGGCUCUGCCCAGAGGACUCCCCCGCAACGUCACCGAACUGUAUCUGGAUGGUAACCAGUUCACCAGCGUUCCUAAAGAGUUGGCGUCUUUCAAAUACCUGCAGCUUGUAGAUCUGAGCAACAAUAAAAUCAGCUCCCUGUCGGAUGACUCCUUCUCCAACAUGAGCCAGCUCACCACUCUGAUCCUCAGUUACAACUCUCUGCGCUGUAUCCCUCCUCUGGCACUGGGUGGCCUGCGCUCUCUGAGACUGCUCUCUCUCCAUGGCAACGACAUCUCCGAGCUGCAGCAGGGCAUCUUCAGCGACGUGGCCUCCCUGUCUCACCUAGCGAUUGGAGCCAACCCCCUGUACUGUGACUGCCGUCUGCUCUGGCUGUCAGACUGGGUGAAGAGUGGCUAUAAGGAGCCCGGUAUCGCCCGCUGUGCCGGUCCCCGUGGUAUGGAGGGCAAGCUGCUGCUCACCACUCCCGCCGACAAGUUCCAGUGUCUGGGUCCGGUAGAGGCGUCUGUUCAGGCCAAAUGCAGCCCAUGUGUCACGUCUCCCCGCCGGAACCAGGGUGUCUGUCAAUUCCACCACACAGAACUGUACACCUGUACCUGCAAGUCUGGCUUCACGGGUAAACACUGUGAGACUCCACUCGAUGCUUGCGUCAGUAAUCCCUGCACCAACGUUGGAAUCUGUAUCAGCGACGAACAGACGGGAGGCUUCAGCUGUGCAUGUGCAUUUGGUUUCCAUGGCACUUUCUGCGAGGUGAACGUGGACGACUGUCAGGACAACGGGUGUGAGAAUGAAGCCACCUGUGUGGACGGAGUGGGCAACUACACCUGCUUGUGUCCUCCAAACUACACAGGUCUUUUUUGUGAGGAAGAGGAGUAUGCGUGUUCUCCAGGUAGAAACCCCUGUCAGCAUCAGUCCACCUGCGUCAGCACUCCUACUGGCCCCAGGUGCGUGUGUAUUCCAGGCUGGGUGGGGCCAGACUGCAGUAUAGAUUACAAUGAAUGUGUGGACCAUCGCUGUCUGAACGGAGCUCAGUGUGUCGACCAUCUGGACGGCUACAGCUGCGUCUGUUUACAGGGAUACAGUGGUGAGUUUUGUGAGGUGGCCCUUUCUUCGCCGUCACUCUGCCGGCCGACAACGUGUCAGAACGGCGCCCCCUGUGUGGAGAAGACAGGGACUGCGUUCUGUCAGUGUCUGCCCGGCUUCGAGGGUCCGAGCUGUGAGAAGCUGGUCAGCGUCAACUUUGUCGACCGGGAUUCUUACGUUCAGCUCCAAGACGUCAAGAACUGGCCUCAAGCCAACAUCACACUGCAGGUGUCAACAGCAGAGGAAAACGGUAUCUUGCUCUAUAACGGAGACGACGAGCCAAUCGCUGUGGAGCUCCAUCAGGGUCAUGUCAGGGUUACAUAUGAUCCUGGGAACCAGCCCGCCACCACUAUCUACAGCACUGAGACGGUGAACGACGGGCAAUUUCACACGGUCGAGCUGGUGACCUUUAAUCGGAUGGUGAACCUGUCUGUGGACGGAGGAGAGCCGACCACUCUGGACAGUCAGGGCCGGAGCCAGCUGGCGACGGGGGACGCACCUCUGUACGUAGGAGGUAUGCCUGAGGCGGCGAUGGACGCCUCUCUGGGUCUCUCCUCUCAGACUCUCAACACGUCCAGUUUCCAUGGCUGCAUCAGGAACCUCUACAUCAACCACGAGCUGCAGGACUUCACCCGGAGCCACAUGAAGCCCGGGGUGGUGCCGGGCUGUCAGCCCUGCCGCAAACUCUACUGUCUGCACGGCAUCUGCCAGCCCAACGCUGCUCAGGGUCCCCAGUGUCACUGCCAGCCAGGUUGGACGGGACAACACUGUGACCAGCCAGCCACAGGAGGCCUCAUUGGAGCGGAUGUUGUCACCACGGCAACCGGUGUCAACCCGUGUGAAGGCAGCAAGUGUGUGAAGGGCGAGUGUGUGGCGUUGGACGCACGGACGUACCGCUGCGACUGUGCGGAGGGAUACCGCGGUGCGUUGUGUAACCUGCAGGAGGAGCCGGCGGGGUCGUGCCAGGGUCUGCAGUGUUUGCACGGCCAGUGUCAGGAGACGGAGGACGGGGAGCACUGCGUCUGUGAGCAGGGAUACACCGGAGAGAGCUGUGAUAUAGAGUCCCCGUGUCGAGGUGAGCCGGUGAGAGAUUUCCACCGCCUGCAGCACGGGACCGUCCUCUGCCAGACGUCCAAGCCUUUCUCCUGGGUCGAAUGUGGCGGCCGGUGCCAGGCGGGAACCGAGCCGGGCGUCACCGCCGCUUCCUGCUGCGCUCCUCUGAGGGUCCGGCGCCGACGGCUCGCCUUCGAAUGCGACGACGGGACCACGUUUACGCAGGACGUGGAGAAGCCCGUGGAAUGCGGCUGCAAAGAGUGCGUGUAGUACUGUGAAAGUGACGGUGCGCGCAUAUACACACUCACACACACACACACACACACACGCGCCCAAACACAACACACACACCAAGCUAAAGAGGUACACACACUGUAGGGAUUCUAUCACUGAUAAACGGACAUUUUGGUGUUUGUUUCGUGUGUUUCUUCGCGCACAGACGCAGUUUUGUAACAUAAGACAGUUCUUCCGUCUCGAAACAUGAAAUCAACAAGUCAACCUCAUCGUCAUCUUCCUCCUCCUCACCUGCUGCAGGAGAACCUGCGCGCUAACUACCUAACUCCAGCUCAUUUUUAAUACUUGUGUGUCGAACAGCCUCCGUAUGCCUUCUCGUAUGUGUUUCUGAUGUGUGGCUGGUUAGGUGCUGCUCGUCGUUCCCUCCCAGCUGCGACGCCGAGCUUCUAGAAAGAAAUAAAGGUACUAAUUUAACCCGGGACUAGUUAAUGGAAUAAAAGGUUUCUCAGUCACAAAUGACGUGUUUAAAUAUUACUCCAUUUUUCUGAGACAUGUAGUGUUUCACCUGUCAGACGUCAUGUGCAGGUAUUUCUAUAGCAGUCAGUUCACUGCUGGUGAAAUCAAAUACGUAUUGUUUCCUUCUCAAUGAGGUUCUCCAUAUUUCUACCUUACUGCUGACGGUUUAAGCAGUUCAGCGGUGACAGUCGAAGGUAUACAGAUUCAAACGGACAUCAUGUGCUGAUCUUACAAUAACCAGGAAGGUGAAAUCCUGAACCUGUCAAGAAAAUAUGGUAAACUAACAAAAAAAAAAUCGACGUGUUGUGGACACAAAAUAAUUUCAAACAUCCAGCUUCAACAGUCUUCCGUCCAAACCUUCCUCUCACGACACAUCCACACAGAAAAGCGACUGGAAGUUAUUGAUAAUAGCAGUGCGGUGCAAAAGUGCAGAAAUAUGAAUACAGGCUGUAACGAGCGGGGACCUUCUCUGAUUUCAACGUCCGUCAUGUUAAUCAGGACAGCUUAUGCAUUCUUGAGCUUACUUCUUGCUUACAAAGGAUUUGAUGUCCCGCACAAUGUAACAACAGCAUUAAUUUGGCAUGAUAUUUUCUGAAUUAAAGGGUCAUUUUGGCAUUUUUCAACCUGGACCCUGUUUUCCCAUGCAGUGGUGUCUAAGUGGCUAAUGUGUACAAAAAGCUUCCAAAGUGGUCCAGCAUUAAGCGAGAACGCUGAAACCGGCAGCCAGGAACCGGGCUGCAAUGUAUUCCUAUAGGACAAAUGUUAACCUUCCUUUUUUUUUGCUGUUUUUGCCACUGACAGGCUCAUAUUAAUAU
This is a messenger RNA of Perca fluviatilis (European perch), 6575 nucleotides long. It is a transcript of the gene slit1b, whose product is annotated as slit homolog 1b (Drosophila). Gene Ontology annotation, biological process: negative chemotaxis; axon guidance. The record is from RefSeq and is a predicted model, not a curated record. Lineage: Eukaryota; Metazoa; Chordata; Actinopteri; Perciformes; Percidae. Bases 487 to 5280 code for a protein of 1597 amino acids. The transcript is spliced from 38 exons. Gene Ontology annotation, molecular function: Roundabout binding; calcium ion binding; heparin binding.